Messenger RNA from Brassica napus (rape), 2283 nucleotides. RefSeq lists its product as uncharacterized. The record is from RefSeq and is a predicted model, not a curated record. The transcript is spliced from 4 exons. The coding region runs from base 176 to 2119 and encodes 647 amino acids. Gene Ontology annotation, molecular function: zinc ion binding. Lineage: Eukaryota; Viridiplantae; Streptophyta; Magnoliopsida; Brassicales; Brassicaceae.
GACGACCCUAUGUUAUACAAAAUGUUGUAGAAACCAAUUACAAAAAAAAAAGAGAGACUUUUUAGAAGAGCGACACACCGAUCAUUGCGCCAAAACCAAAGGCUCUAUUAGUUCUUCCUGCGAUUGUGUCUCCCCCCUGUCUGUUUCGGACACGAACUCUAGAGAUAACAUCAAAAUGGAUCCACCAGUGUCAGAUCCUGACAAAAUCAACAACCAGAAAGAAGCAGGACCUUCGUUCCGCUGCCAUCUCUACGACACACAACUCGUCCACAAGAUCUCCCUCACUUUCCUCCCCGGCCUCGCCACCGCCUGCGUCGACAACACCACCGGAGACAUCUUCAAGACCCCAGGCUCCGUCGCCGCCGACGUCAAACAAGAAAUGAUUGAGUACCUAAACCAUCGAAGCGAGACCUUCGUGGCUGACCACAUCCUCCUCUCCUCAUCGUCAGAGAUCGAACCUUCCUCCCACGACCCUUACGACGUCGUAUCAGACUUCGUCGACGACUUCUCCACCUCCAAGAGGAACCUCUUCAGCCGCGUCUCCGGGUGGCUCCUCAGCGAGAGGAGGGAGGACAACAUCGACGACUUCGCUCAGGAGAUGGAGGUCAGCGGCUUCUGGCUGAAUGAUCACAUCGAAGGAAUAGCUCAGACGCUGCUCAAGAACGUGGACUUCAAAGGCCUUUCUCAUUGCGAGAUGAAGUUUCAAACACGAGGAGGGCUUGAGGAGCACGUUUUGAGGUGUGGUUAUAGGACUAUGGACUGCGGGAACGAAGGGUGUAAUGCUGUCUUCUGCGCGAAUCAGAGGGAGAGUCAUGACUCCGUUUGCCCGUUUAAGAUCAUUCCGUGCGAGCAGGGGUGUUUGGAGAGUGGUGGUAUCAUGAGACGUGAGAUGGAUAGGCAUUGUAUUACUGUGUGUACUAUGAAGCUUGUGAACUGUGCGUUUCGUGGUGUUGGUUGUUUGGAUGAUGUGCGUCAGUGUGAGGUUCAGCAGCAUUAUUUGGAUAGUGUGGGGUCUCAUUUGAUGUGUGUUCUCAAAGGUAUGUAUAAAGAAGCGUCUUUGGAUGAUCUCAAACCCCGAGCUGAGCAGAUACUGCAGUUGUCUACGCGGUUGUCUGAAGCUCGAAAUGCAAGAGCGCUGACGAAUCUCGUCAAGGAGAUUGAUGCAAAGCUGGGGGCUUUAGUGAUCAAACCAAAGAAGGAGAAGAAAGUUUUAGAAGAAGCUGAGAUCAAAGGGAAACCAGAGACAGCUGUUUCAUUGGAGCAAACCGUGAGGGAUAAAACUACGGAAGAUGAAGUGGUUUCAAGAGAAGCGGUGGCUUUAGUAGAUGAUGCAAUGGUGGAAGAAGUUGGGAAGAAAGUUUCAGAAGCUGAGAUAGCAGAGAAUGUUAACGAAGAAGGCGAAUCAAAAGCUCAAAAGCUUUUGGAAAUGGAUGAGUUCGUCAAAGAAGGAGAUAGCAACAACUCUGCAGCUGAUUUGUCGGAGAGAACUGAAACCAAAGCUCCAGAAGUUCUGGUCAUGGAUGAAGAUAAGGAAGAGGAAAAGAGUCCAGAGACAAGAACAAAUGAAACCAGAGGUGUAAAGACUAAUGACGUGAUUGAUGAAGAGGAUAAUAGAGAGACAAAGAUAUCAGAUAAAACCGAAAGCGAAGCUCUGUCAAGAAUAGUCAUGGACAAGGAGGAGAAUGAAGAGGGAGCAGAGACAAAACAGAUAAGAACAAAUGAAACCAAAGGUGUAGAGACUGAAGUCAAUGAUGUGAUUGAAGAAGAGAAUAAUAAAGAGACAAAGAUAUCAGCUGAAACCAAAAGCGAAGUUCCCUCAAGAAUAGCCAUGGAGAAUGAGGAGGGAGCAGAGACGAAACAGACGAGAACAAAUGAAACCAGAGGUGUAGAGACUGAAGUCAAUGAUGUGAUUGAAAAAGAGAAUAAUAGAGAGACGAAGAUAUCAGAUGAAACCAAAAGGGAAGCUCCCUCAAGAAUAGUCAUGGACAAGGAGGAGAAUGAAGAGGGAGCAGAGACAAACAACUCAAGUGCUAGUGCUUCUGAUGAAGCUGAAGCAUUGUCAAAGAGCUCAGAAGGUUUCUCUAAAGCACAAGCUGAAACCGAACCAAAUUUUUCUUGACAUCUCUUAAGAGACCAAACCCUAACAUGAAGUGUGUUUUCUUUCUCCCCUCUUAACAAGAUUUUGUAUGGUGUCUUUCAUUAUUGUUUUAACUUUUUAACUUUUUAAGUCAUCAAAUGUAAUCCAGUUUUGUAUUUACUUCAUCAAUUGAUUAUGAUUUAAUU